Messenger RNA from Eremothecium cymbalariae DBVPG#7215, 885 nucleotides. It is a transcript of the gene CTP1, whose product is annotated as Ctp1p. The coding region runs from base 1 to 885 and encodes 294 amino acids. Gene Ontology annotation, molecular function: tricarboxylate secondary active transmembrane transporter activity. NCBI's taxonomy places the organism in Eukaryota, Fungi, Ascomycota, Saccharomycetes, Saccharomycetales, Saccharomycetaceae. The record is from RefSeq and is a predicted model, not a curated record. The transcript has a single exon. Gene Ontology annotation, biological process: mitochondrial citrate transmembrane transport.
AUGGGUAAACAGGUAGAUCCUUUGCAUUCGUUUCUAGCGGGAUCUAUUGCUGGGGCAGUAGAAGGAUGUAUAACGUAUCCGUUUGAGUUUGCUAAGACCAGGUUACAAUUGAUAGAUAAUUCGUCUAGGGCAUCACGUAAUCCGUUGGUUCUUAUAUAUAAUACAGCUAGAAGUCAAGGAAUUGGAGCGUUGUAUGUUGGGUGUCCUGCGUUUGUUCUGGGUAAUACUGCGAAAGCCGGUGUGAGGUUUUUGGGAUUUGACAGUAUUAAAAAUGUAUUAAAGGAUCCUGUCUCAGGGACUCUGAGUGGGCCACGGGGUGUAGUGGCUGGGUUGGGAGCAGGUCUCCUGGAGUCUAUUCUAGCUGUAACUCCUUUCGAGGCUAUCAAGACAGUUUUGAUCGAUGAUAAACAGACAGCAAAGCCACUGUACCAACAAAACGGACGUGGGGCGGUUCGGAACUAUUUGGCAUUGCUGAAAGACUUGGGUCUAAAAGGCCUGUAUAGUGGUUUAGUACCUGUGGCACUAAGACAGGCCUCUAACCAAGCUGUACGUUUUGGCUGCUACAAUAAGAUCAAAACUACGGUGCAGGAUUACAAUGGUACCCCAAGAGACAUGGCGUUAUCUACCGCGCAGACUUUUUUAGUGGGGUCUAUUAGUGGAGUGGUUACUGUUUAUACCACGAUGCCAAUAGAUACGGUCAAAACUAGAAUGCAAUCUUUGACUGCGUCGCGAUACGGCUCGACUUUGAAAUGCUUCGUGGUUAUUGUAAAGGAGGAAGGCCUCAAGGCGUUUUGGAAAGGAGCCACUCCAAGGCUAGGUAGGCUGAUAUUAUCUGGUGGUAUUGUAUUUUCUACCUACGAACGUGUGUUGACAUUUUUAAGUUGA